Messenger RNA from Ascoidea rubescens DSM 1968, 813 nucleotides. RefSeq names its product casein kinase 2 regulatory subunit CKB2 (gene CKB2). NCBI's taxonomy places the organism in Eukaryota, Fungi, Ascomycota, Saccharomycetes, Ascoideales, Ascoideaceae. Bases 1 to 813 code for a protein of 270 amino acids. The record is from RefSeq and is a predicted model, not a curated record. Gene Ontology annotation, cellular component: protein kinase CK2 complex; cytoplasm. Gene Ontology annotation, molecular function: protein kinase regulator activity. The transcript has a single exon.
AUGAAUUUAACUUCCGUUUCUAGUGGCUCUGAUUUCAGCGAAUAUUGGGUUGAUAGCUUUCUAGAGACUAAAGGCAAUGAGUACUUCUGUGAUAUUGACAUAGAAUAUAUUACCGAUCGUUUCAACUUAACUGGUCUUAAUAACGAAGUCGACAGAAUUUCUUAUGUAAUUGACAUUAUAACUGAUAAUUCUCCAAAGCGCAAUCCAAGAGAAUUUCAAAGAAUUAGAGAACAGAUGGAGGCUCAAGCAAGAUACCUCUAUGGUUUGAUUCAUGCUCGUUAUAUUAUAACUUCUCGUGGUUUGCAAAAAAUGCUAGACAAAUACCGAAAUGGCGAUUUUGGUUAUUGUCAAAGAGUCUAUUGUGAUUUGCAGCCCUUAUUGCCAAUUGGUUUAAAUGACCAACCAAAAUUGCAACCUGUCAAAUUAUACUGCCCAACGUGUGAAGAUAUAUAUAAUCCCAAAUCCUCGAGACAUGGUCAAAUAGAUGGUGCUUUCUUUGGAACAAGUUUUCCAGGAAUGUUUUUUCAAACUUUUCCCAACUUGGUUCCUCCCCAUCCAACAAAAAGAUACAUUCCAAGAGUGUUUGGUUUUCAAUUACAUGAGCAGGCUAAGCUCGCUAGAUGGCAGAUACUACAACGAAAAAAAUUAGAAAAAAAAUUGUUGCAAAACCACAUCGAUAUCGCUUCUGGCCCAGGCAGUUAUAUAUACGACGAAGAGGAUGAGCAAGAAGCAGCUGGAAAUGAAGGCUAUAAUAAAGGCUCUGUAAAGGGAUUACCUCCACCUAUGGAAGGCCUACAAAAUACUCGUGCUUAA